Molecule: messenger RNA, 1383 nt
Organism: Musca domestica (house fly)
Lineage: Eukaryota; Metazoa; Arthropoda; Insecta; Diptera; Muscidae
Exons: 1
Coding region: 338-1291 (317 amino acids)
Source: RefSeq, a predicted model, not a curated record
ACACUCACACAGUCUCUUACACUGACCAUUGGAAAUUCUUAAACACAAAAAUCAAAACAAUUUUGUUAAAAAUGGUUAGGUUGCCCAAAAAAAAAACGUUAUUUGUGACUAACCGACCAACCGCCUCAUUUCAAGGUUAGAGGGCCAAUGCAAAAGACCAAUGAAUAUUUAAUUAAACAUUGCGUAUUUAAUGCGCUUCCAAAUUAACAACCUAAACAGUUGACACCCAACAUUGCAAUCGAACGGAAUAACUGAACGGUGUUGGUGUUUUUUUUUUUCACUUCUUCUUCUUCUCCUUACAAUUUUACAACGAAUCGGAAUUAUUAAGGACGUAAAAAUGACGGCCAAAUUUCAGUUGGGUAUUUUAUUUUUAACGGCAGUAGUCGCAUCAACACUGGCGGAACCAGUGGUGCACAAAUUACGGUUACGUUUUCCUGGUCCCAGCAAGAUUGUGGCAAAACCCAUCAAACAGCAAGUAGCCCCCUAUCCACCGGCUGGAUUAAAACCUGACCCUCCAUUCGAGGAGGAAGAACCUGAAAUUACGUAUCUGCCACCCGAACCGGAGUUGAUAUACGGACCACCUGAUGAGGUUUAUGGUCCACCGGAACCACAAACAACCUAUGGGGUACCGGCCGAAACUUAUGGACCUCCACCAGCUGUAUAUGGACCACCCGAACAAACCUAUGGACCCCCCGAACAAACCUAUGGUCCACCCGAACAAACCUAUGGCCCACCUGAAUUGACUUAUGGUCCUCCUGCCACAGAACCGGAAUUUGCCCCAAUUGUUAAUUCCGUCAAUGCACCUUUGCAAAUUUCUUCAAAAUUUGUGCCACCUCGUCCCGGCAAGGCAGUAAGUUUCCGCCCAAAUCAGGUCAGCUUUAAACCACAAUCAGCUGCCGUAAUUAAUGCACCAUUGCAAUUUUCUUCGCAAUUCGUGCCACCAAGACCCGGCAAGGCGGCAAGCUUCCGACCCAGCAACAACGGUUUCAUACCAUCAGCUGCCAUCAUUAAUGCUCCCUUAAGACCUGUAUCCCAUUUAACUGUUCCUCGUCCAGAACGCGUCAUCAAUUUCCGCCCAAAGCCCUUUCAAGCUCAACAACUCUUCCCCCAAACGUCACUAACGUUGCCUCGUGUGGAACGUCCAGUUGCUUUCCGUCCUAGACGUAUUCCAUCACAACAACAGCAACAACCAAACCGAUUCAAUCGUCCACUAUCAUCCAAUAUAUUUGGUGCGUCGAAAAAUAGUGGCCGUCCUUCCGGUCGGCAAUUGCCAUCAACAAUUUUCAAUUGAGAUUGGAAUUUUUAUUGAACGUUAAAUGGAGAAAGAGCUACAGAUUUCAACAUUUUUCUUGUUAUUGUUAUUUGUUUUGUUAUAUAAUUUAU